Messenger RNA from Talaromyces stipitatus ATCC 10500, 1086 nucleotides. RefSeq lists its product as uncharacterized. Lineage: Eukaryota; Fungi; Ascomycota; Eurotiomycetes; Eurotiales; Trichocomaceae. The record is from RefSeq and is a predicted model, not a curated record. The coding region runs from base 1 to 1086 and encodes 361 amino acids. Gene Ontology annotation, molecular function: transferase activity, transferring alkyl or aryl (other than methyl) groups. Gene Ontology annotation, cellular component: membrane. The transcript is spliced from 2 exons.
AUGACUAUCUCAGAACUUCCGUCCCAGACAAAAACAACUGCUAACACGGGCCGGUCCUAUAUUUACUCGAUCACUCUCACUUCAUCCCAAAUGGAGUCUCAAUUCUUACAAAUAAAACCCCAGAGCGUCGAUUAUAAGAAUUUCAUGGCCCUGGUACCGGGACCAUACCAACUUCUCACGGUAUGGUACGAACCCCAAGUCAAACUGCCAACAGUGAAGGACUCACUUCGCUUUAUGCACAUAAUCUAUCUCUUCUUUUACUCGGAUAUCACGACCGUCAUGAUUCCCUGCAUGACAUUCGCCAUCUUGGGAGCAAUUACAAACUCAGCUCUGACUUUUGAGCCCGUCUCGAUGUUCGACCUUUUCUACGGCUGUACUCAAGCACUCUUAUGGCUUUGGGGGGUUUUGAUGGUGUUUGAUAUAAACAAUCAAAACUCGCCCGAGUCCAUCGAGGAGGACCGUCUCAAUAAGCCCUCACGUCCCAUUGCAUCCGGACUAAUCAGCCCCGAAGCAGCCUCCUAUCUCCUCAAGGCAAUGAUUGCUGUGACUCUUGGUAUCAGUUAUUACAAUGGGGUAAUACAGGAGACGUUGGCCCUUUUCGUCUUAUACUGGCUAUACGAUAAUCAAGGGGGCAAUGAGGACUGGUUCAUGCGCAAUCUUCUAGCUGCUGGCGGCUACAUCUUCUAUGCACUAGGCAGUCUUGCUAUCAUCUCCAACCACUCCGAAACAAAAGCCGCAAAACUGUGGAUGAUCAUCUUCGGCCUUGUCAUCUUGACGACCAUCCAUGCCCAGGACUUUCGUGACAUGGAAGGCGACCAGCUCAAAGGUCGCACUACAUUACCCCUGAUCAUGGGCUCGAAAACAGGUCGAAUGACUUUGGCCGCAAGUCUAAUGUUCUGGUCUAUCUUUUGUCCUUACUAUCUUGGUCUACCUCUAUAUGCGUACGGUUUGACCGCUGGUUUCGCUGGUACAACCGGGUUGCGAUUUAUCUCAAAAACGGACAAUACAUCUGACAAGAAGUCUUUCCAUUUGUAUUGUUUGUGGGUAGCUGCUAUGUUGCAACUUCCUGCCAUGGCAUCUGCCUGA